AAGAGGUUCUCCUAUCAGUAUACGUGAAGUGCACUUGUCAUUGUUCACUAGUUAACACACAGAUACAAUGUAUCAGGCGCUCGGAACGUUGGCUCAGAUAUGGCAGGAAGGUUCUGUCUGAGGGCUACACCCAGAUACGAAAAGAUUCAAGAAUCCUUUUCCGGAGCAUUCAGCCUUUCUAUCUGCACAGAAGGGCUUUCUGUGUGCGAUACUGGGAUUGCCUGACCUUUUUGUCCAUUGAAUGAUCAGGAGUUCUCAGUCAGGUAGUAAACGUUUACCCAGUGCUGCUUAUGGAAAAUCUUUUUUCAAGAUGAACUGCAAGAACCUCCUUCACCACUAUACCAGUUUGUGACUAAGUUGAACAGAGCUAAAUUUUUUAUUUUUUUCAAAGCUGGCAGCCACAGUGUGAAAUAACAUGUUUUUAACAUUUUCAAGAAAAUCUGUUUCACAGAAACUAAGCAUAUUGCUGCUUGCGUUUGGAUUCAUUUGGGGACUGAUGUUGCUACGCUACAUGUUUCAAUAUCCAAGACACCAAAGCAGUGGGGAACUUAGAGAUCAGAUAUUAGACUUGAGUAGAAGAUAUGUUAAAGCUUUGGCAGAGGAGAACAAAGACAUUGUAAAUGGUGGGAAUGGAGGAUCCGUGUCAGGAUACGCUGACUUGAAGAGAACAAUUGCAGUACUUUUGGAUGACAUCCUGCAACGCCUGGGAAAACUAGAGAACAAAAUAGAUUGCUUUGUGGUAAAUGGCUCCUCUACCAACAGUACUAGUGGCAGUCCAAGUGGCAAUCUGGUUCCAUUAACAACAAGUAAACGCAUCAAUAACCCUGGAAACAGAAGAUAGCAAUAAAGAGACAACUAAAAAACUAAAAAUUACACCUCCCAGGAAACAUAACUAUCCUUAAUACUGACUUUUAAGUACAAUUACAAACUGAUGUUAUUUAAAUUCCGCUUUAAUAUUCUUGGAAAUAAAGACUGCUGUAUCAUAGAGUGCUAAACACUGAGAUCCAAACGAUGGAACGUUGUAGAAUGUAACGGUUACUUGCCAUAAUACAUUUUAUAGUAGAUGGAGUGGGUAUAUACAGUUUGUGUAAUAUAUAUAUUUUACUGUAUAUACACACUCAAUACAGAUAAUGUUUUUAAAUUUUGGUUUUUCUAGAAGGUAAGUGAGUCAAGUUUCAGUUUUGAUGCUUUGUACUUAGUACUGUAAGAAAUAUUUUGGACUUAUAAAAUAAAGUGUACACUUGUAGUAGUAUAUUAUAUUUUGCUACACAGAGGAUUUAUGUUAAAGCUGAGGUUCUGAACGUGUGACCCAAAGAAUGUAUUUAUUUGCACUAUCUGUCAAAUCAUAACCGUAGAAGACUUGCUGUAACUCCUCUAAUUUAUGUGCGUGCACACACAUGAAAUAAAGAUGGGAAAUACUUAAAAUAAAAA
Pelobates fuscus (common spadefoot toad) is the source of this 1431-nucleotide messenger RNA. It is a transcript of the gene CCDC126, whose product is annotated as coiled-coil domain containing 126. The coding region runs from base 416 to 841 and encodes 141 amino acids. The transcript has 3 exons. Gene Ontology annotation, cellular component: membrane. The record is from RefSeq and is a predicted model, not a curated record. NCBI's taxonomy places the organism in Eukaryota, Metazoa, Chordata, Amphibia, Anura, Pelobatidae.